UCCCAGGGCCCGGAGCAUCCCGGGGCCCGGAGCCUCCCGGGCAGUGCUCUGCAGCGGCGGCGAUGAGGGUCUGGAGCUCGGAGCAUGUGUUCGGCCACCCAUGGGACACGGUUGUCAAGGCUGCCAUGAGGAAGUACCCGAACCCCAUGAAUCCCAGCGUGGUGGGCGUGGACGUGCUGGAGCGCAGUGUGGACGGUCGGGGCCGGCUUCACAGCCACCGCCUCCUCAGCACCGAAUGGGGGCUGCCCGGCCUCGUGAGAGCGAUUUUGGGAACCAGUAGCACUUUGACAUACAUCAGAGAACAUUCUGUUGUGGACCCGGUGGAAAAGAAAAUGGAGCUCUGUUCCACCAAUAUCACACUCACAAACUUGGUGUCGGUGAGCGAGAGGCUGGUGUACACGCCCCACCCGGAGGACCCGGGAAGGACCGUGCUCACCCAGGAAGCCGUCAUCACCGUGAAGGGGAUCAGCCUCGGCAGCUACCUAGAAAGUCUGAUGGCCAACACGAUCUCGUCCAACGCAAAGAAGGGGUGGGCUGCUAUUGAGUGGAUAAUUGAAAAUGCGGAACGCGCCCUGAGCUAACGAGGCCUGCAGCGCCCCUUGUGCCGAGCGGCGGUAAAUACACGACUCCUGAACGCGGCGAGGACCUGGCACCUGGGAAGGGGUCUGCGAGAUGCAGCUGCAUGCGGGUCUCCAGCCCUGUAGUGAAAA
Hippopotamus amphibius kiboko is the source of this 710-nucleotide messenger RNA. RefSeq names its product PRELI domain containing 3A (gene PRELID3A). Gene Ontology annotation, biological process: phospholipid transport. Lineage: Eukaryota; Metazoa; Chordata; Mammalia; Artiodactyla; Hippopotamidae. The transcript has 6 exons. The record is from RefSeq and is a predicted model, not a curated record. Bases 63 to 581 code for a protein of 172 amino acids. Gene Ontology annotation, cellular component: mitochondrial intermembrane space. Gene Ontology annotation, molecular function: phosphatidic acid transfer activity.